This is a messenger RNA of Sinocyclocheilus grahami, 1275 nucleotides long. RefSeq names its product tetraspanin 6 (gene tspan6). Gene Ontology annotation, cellular component: plasma membrane. Bases 124 to 879 code for a protein of 251 amino acids. NCBI's taxonomy places the organism in Eukaryota, Metazoa, Chordata, Actinopteri, Cypriniformes, Cyprinidae. The record is from RefSeq and is a predicted model, not a curated record. The transcript is spliced from 8 exons.
ACAGUAUCAUCUGUUCAGUUCCCAAACAAACUUUACCAACUCACUCCAAUCCGCAACUUUUCCUCCAGCAUCCAUCGAAAAGUCCCGUCGCCAGUCAGAUCCGCUGGGAAAACAAACGCAGAAAUGUCCCCUCCGUCCGCACGGCUUCAAACCAAGCCCGUGAUAACGUGUCUGAAGACAUUUCUGAUCUCGUACAGUCUGAUUUUCUGGUUCACAGGAGUGAUCUUGUUGGCUGUUGGAGUAUGGGGAAAGGUUAAUUUGGAGUUCGACCUCCUCCUGAAUUCAGACAAGGUUACCAAUGCACCAUAUGUCCUCAUUGGGACCGGAGCCAUCAUCAUCAUCUUCGGGUUGUUCGGUUGCUUCGCGACCUGCCGUGGAAGUCCAUGGAUGCUGAAGCUGUAUACUAUGUUCCUGACGCUUGUGUUCUUAGCUGAACUAGUGGCAGGUAUAUCCGGCUUUAUUUUCAGACAUGAGAUUAAAGCAGUGCUUCAAGGUGCCUAUAAUAAAGCUGAAUCAGUCUACAGUGAUAAGAACAAUGAAGAUCUGGACAGAAUCCAGAGAACACUGCAAUGCUGUGGAGAGAAGAACUACACCAGCUGGGCAAACACGGAUUACUUCAAAAGCGAGGGCAUCCCCAAAAGCUGCUGUAACAUGACUGCUGGUGGAAGCUGCACUUCUGCAGAACUUAAAGAUCUUAACAAGGCUGCAUUAGUGGUAUAUCAACGGGGCUGUUUCUCCCUGAUGACUGCAACAUUGGAGGCCAAUCUUGGAAUUAUUGCUGGAAUUUCUUUUGGAAUUGCAUUCUUCCAGCUCAUUGGGAUAUUCCUGGCAUGUUGUCUGUCUCGCUAUAUCACCAACAACCAAUAUGAGCUGGUGUAGUGAUCCACAGGGUAUCAACUGGAGAUCACAGAGGGCUGAACCUGACAAAAGGGAAAACAUUUAGUUUCAGUGUUUUGUAUGUGUGCCUUUGCUAAACAUUUCAUUUUAGAGAAUUUCUGACUGCUUUUUAAAGAAUAUUUCUUGUUGGUAACUACAUUAAAGGGAAGGAACCCAUUCCAAAAGGGUACGUUGAUUUUGCAUUUGUUUUGCCAGAGUGUAUAUAUAACAGUGAUUACAGAAGUUUGUAGAAAGUGCAUGUGUUUUAGCCGGUUACACCAGGAACAUUCAGUCAGUUAUGCAGUAAACAGUGUACUGCACACCUUGACAUUUGUUUAACUGGAAUUAACACGUGCUAAAACUUUGCAUCUAGUAAAAACAGUAGUAAAAUUUCUUGCA